CGUCAUGCUACAGGAAGUACACAGCUCACAAGAUGGGUCUUGUUCAUUGAGAGAUUGAAACAGUUUGGAUGUUACUGUUGUUCAAUUUUAAGUAUACUAAGCAUGCUGCAAGGUCUGAUGCAUGAUUGACAAGCAUUCCUCAGUAUGGCAGAGGUGCUGGGACAGAGGUGUUUAUUGGGCCUUGGCGUACUGUUGGCUUGGCUUGUUCUUUUCCAUCUGCUUGUUAACAUCUGGCUGCUGUGCGUGUUCACCAGCCUGCUUGUGGUACUUGGGGGCUGGCUGGGCUCACAGGCCAUCCUGGAAUCCAACAGCGUGAUUCACAUGGAGAGGUUUUUCACUCUGGAACAGAUUCUUUCCACUGAGGAGGAUGAGCAUCUCUUGGACCAAGAAAUCCACAAUUCAGUGAGGAAGAUUAUCAGGGACUUUGUUUCUUCUUGGUACAAGACUGUUUCCUCUGAGAGUGGCUUUGAAAAUGAGGUUCAAGAGGCUAUGAUUUCUAUGGGCAUGGAGCUGAAGAUCCGUGCAAAGCAAUUAGACAGAAAGAGACUGAGCCAGAGGAUCUUGGAAAUGUUUGGCUGCCAUCUGCAGGAUUACCUUCGAGCCAAGGAGCUGGUUGCCCAGCGGCAGGGGUCUCCAACUACAAAAGUGAAUAGUGAGAGGGAAAGGUUGUGGCAGGCCUAUUCCAGGGUUACCACACCUCAUUGUGUUAUGACCAGCGAGACAGUGGAAGUCAAUUACACAAGAACUCUGGUGGACUUAUUGCUGCAUGUUUUAGUACCCCCGCCUCACUUGGAAACAGGCACAGGACGAUUUGUUGUUGGAGAACUCAUCACCUGCAAUGUCUUGCUCCCUCUUUUUGAUAAAAUGUCUGACCCCGACUGGUUGAAUCUUUUCAUGAUAGACAUAUUUGGCAGUUCUAAUAAAUCAAGGGAGAUGAUUAGAGAAGAGACGCAGGAUUUGUCAGUACCGCUUCCCUGUGCCGAAUUAGAGCUCACUUUACCACAAGAGACUACUAACGCCCAGCAAAGCAAUGCUGAUGUCCCUCCUCCAAAAGCUCAAACAGAAAGGGAACAUUCUGUAGACAUGAUCUUGCCUGAACUCUCUAUGCACGAUGGGACGGAUUCAGAGGAGGUCUAUUGUCAACAGAACAAUAUUGAAGAUACAAGUCAGACCUUAAGAAAUUCUUUGAGUGGAAUCAACUCGAAUUCCUUUUAUCAAGAAAAUGAUUCCGACUUGGAAUCUCCAUUAGGCAACUACAAACUGAGUUCCAUCGACUCCUUGGUCAUGACAGAAGAGGAUGCCUUGUGUGACCAACCUAAGGAAUGUGGAAUUGAAAGCAACAAUGGUCAAGACUUGGAGGGUCUUUGUUCCAAUCAAUUAGAUGUUUUCUGCCCAAUAGUCUUGUUGAAUUCAGACACAUCAGAGCACUCAAAUUGCUCAUUGGAAAGAAUGAAAAAUCCCUCAGUCAGCAGGCUUCAGAACUUGGAAAGUGAAGGUAGCUUCUCUUUAGAAAGCCAAGCAAAGGAGCUUCCUCUGGGUGUUGAACCAAUGAGGAACACCAAUGAACCAACUGUCAUAAGCCCAUUGCAUGGUUCGUCCCCCUUGCCUUCAUUCAGUUUUGAGCCUCUAAGCAGCCCCGAUGGACCGAUCAUUAUCCAAAACCUUCGUAUUACUGGCACAAUCACAGCUAAGGAACACCGUGGGACUGGCUCACACCCGUACACACUUUACACCAUCAAGUAUGAGACAGCGAUGUGUUGUGAUAACCCAGAGCGUAUCCAGUCAUUCUCAGAGGAUGGAGACACAUUGCACUCAAGUUUUGAAAGUCCAUCUUCCAUUCACCCAGUGGCCUACCAUAUGGUCAACAGACGAUACAGUGAAUUUCUUAACCUACAAGCACGCGUGGAAGAGAGAACAGAACUAAAGAAACUCAUCAAAGGUGUAAAAGGUCCAAAGAAAAUAUUCCCGGACAUGCCCUUUGGAAACAUGGACAGUGACAAGAUAGAGGCCAGAAAAGGAAUGCUGGAAACCUUUCUAAAGCAUCUUUGUACUAUUCCCGAAAUAGCCAACAGUGAACAGAUGCAGGAGUUUCUGGCACUUAAUACCGAUGCCCGGAUUGCCUUCGUCAAGAAACCUUUUAUAGUUUCCCGCAUUGACAAGAUUGUGGUGAAUGCAAUCGUGGACACUCUGAGGACAGCGUUUCCUCGUUCAGAGCCUCAGAGCCCAACUGACGAAAAUGAAGGCGACCUGGAUGUGGGGAAACUUAAUACUGAUAAAAAGAGCAAGUCACGGCUGAAAUUCUCCAGCAAAAGCAUCCCAUUUAUGAAUGGCUCUGAUAUAAGAGCACCUGUCCUGUUUAGCUUGGAACAAACUCAUACAGUGUUUAAUGGGAUGUCUUUGGAGGACCUGCAAAAUUUUAUCUGUCGAGAAGAGAAUCUGUCUGCCACAUCUUUGCCAAAUUGCAGGGACAGUCCAAUUGUUACACAAUACAGACAGAACGACUGUACCAUCAGGAAGCAAAGACAAGGACUUGCGGGCACAGGUGCAGCUGAGAUGGCAUUGGCUGACGUCACUUUGAACAUCCUGUGUCUGAUCAUGAGAGAGCAGUGGAGUUGGCUGUGCACUGAGAACAUUCAAAGGACCAUCAGGUUGCUGUUUGGGACCCUUAUUAACAGCAAAGAGAAUUGCUGGAAACUACGUUUGAACUCAGACGGUAGAUUUUGCCAGGUCGGGACCUGAAAAAACGUUUUUCCUAGUGGAGAUUCCACAGAGAGGGAAGAUGUUUACAAGCCAGAGAGACACAGCGGACAUUAUGGGUGUUGGGAGAGUUUAUAGGGUUGAUGAAAACUGAAUUACUGGCCGCUGCAAUGUUUUUCCAAAAAUAAGCCAGGUUAGUGGAGGUUGCUUUGAUUUUUGAUAUUUUUAUGAUCUUCCAUUUUAGAUUUGUUGUAAAAUAAAAACUGCAAUGAAACACUGUCUGUACAUUACAGCACCAGUGACCUUGAACAAGUUGUCCCGUGAUAAACUACCCAAACAUUUGUUUCGAUAGGUAUGUCAAAUAGCUGCCAGUAAACUAAUAUGCCGACAGUGCCGUCCACUUCUGGCCUUCUAGUCUAAUAGUGUAUGACCUGAUGCUCCCUAGGGUGUCGGUACCAAAAUAUUGUUGCUUCAUUUUGAUACGGUGUCCGCUAUUUUAAAUAGUUCCAACGGCCAAGCAUGACAGGCCUUGUGCUUUUAUUUGACCUCGCCUAUAUUAGGCAGCAGUCUGUCAGCGCUUCAGUGACAGGUUUGUGUGGCAGGUUUUUCCUCUCAUUUAUCAUAUCGUUGGACAGCACACAGGAGCAUCUUCUCCCCUACAUUUAAGAAUGGGUGGGAUUUUUCUUCUUAGAAUGCUAUCAGGAAGGAACACUGGUUGCAGCUGUGGAGACAAUCUGGCUUGUUGUUAUGAUCCUAAUUUUACAAUAAGGUUUUCAGAGUAACCCCUUUGGCAUGGGCUGUGAUUACUUAAUACAGUUGCCUAAAUCUGAUUCCAAAUCCUGGCACAAACAUCAACAAACCUUAAAGUAGUUCACUGGGUUUCAACAUGUUGUAGUGGUCCCCCCCCUUCCAAUAUUUGAGAUCUAGUCAGCGAUCUAGUUAAUUCAUAGUAAACUUAUUUAGUGUUUCAUUUCCAAGUUAUGUAGGAAGUAUAUCAAUUUACCCCUCUCUGGCUUUGUGUUGGAAUGUGUGUUUGCUUCCUUUACAGUACAAUAUAUUUAUCCUCUCUGAAGUUCAAAUGGUCCUGCAGUGCCCCCAGUCCUCUUCUGCACCUGUCUCUAAAUGACUGAGUGAUUCUUUAUUUUUACUUCCUAAAAUGGCAUAUUAAUGCUCAUAUAAACACUUCAAAUUGGACUGCGAGUCUUUGAUGACAACUUGAUAUCCUAGGUGAGGAUGAGUGGAGGAUUCAAAGCCUGUCAGCAGUUGUCCUUUGGGAAUGACCUCAAUCCUUCAGUGCCCCCCCACACACACUGUUUGUGGAGGGAUGUUUCUCUGGCAUUGAGUUUUUGCUUGAGGUUCAAUUGCUGUAAAUGAAUGUGACAUCUUACUGUACUAAGGAGUCAAUGACCAUAACAUUGUUUUUGAACUAAAAACCCCAAAACCCCGUUUCUGAGUAUGUGGUUAUUCGCCAACACGAGGUAGAAGGCCUAUUUUUGUAAGGACUGUUCUAUAUAUUAAGGCCAUACAAACAUGCGUUUUUUCUAUAAUUAUAGGCAAUGUCUAAUUUGCUCAUUAUAGUAAUUGGUUAUGCUUACUUUUUACACGAUGCAAAGGUUUAUUCAAUUGGGAUGGUAAAAAGGUGCUUAUUAAUGGAGAAGAAAAAAGCAAGGUGUGAUACUAAUGACCUUAGACACAACACAACUGUGUCUCUUCUAAUACCAUGUUGACCAGAUCAAUUUGAAGUAACAGGUCGUUUACUGUUUAGUCAGCUGCAGACUUGGAAAAGUUGAGGAAAAGCCCAGAUUCACCCAAUUUACCACAUCCAAAAAUAUUUAUUACCAUGUAUCUGUUUUUGAUUUACAGUAUUAGCAGGCUUCCUAGUGUAGCCAUUUGUGUUUGGGUUUGAUGAGGCCUGAUUUGUUACCUGUCAAAUGACUAACGGUCUUCCAGACGGGAUUUUAACAGCAGUAGUUCCAAGAGUCUAUGAUUUUGGACAGUGUUUCAACUGGCACUUCUUACUAAGAGAACCUUUUUUUUUCACCAUACGCUAACUCAACAUGCUUGUCAGUAAAAUGGUAAGUUAAAGAUGAUUCCCUGGAAAUCUGGUCUUUAUUAUUUGAUGAGUUGGUUUUUGCAGUUCAGAUGCCGUUUUUUUUUAGGUUUUGUCUCGUUCAUUGGUUAUAUUGGGUCAUUAAUCUCAGUCCUAAUGGCAGCAGGAAUUCACUCCCUGGCAAUUUUUGUCUGACCAGUAAGCUAUACGUAACAAAUGUGCAAUUGAUGACAAGAUGCGACGAGAGAAUUGGAUAAAAAGAU
This is a messenger RNA of Syngnathus acus (greater pipefish), 5010 nucleotides long. Its product is annotated as sorting nexin-19-like. Gene Ontology annotation, molecular function: phosphatidylinositol binding. NCBI's taxonomy places the organism in Eukaryota, Metazoa, Chordata, Actinopteri, Syngnathiformes, Syngnathidae. The record is from RefSeq and is a predicted model, not a curated record. The coding region runs from base 145 to 2739 and encodes 864 amino acids. Gene Ontology annotation, cellular component: early endosome membrane; intracellular membrane-bounded organelle. The transcript is spliced from 12 exons.